AGCUCAUUUGCAGACCUUCUUUUUUAUCCAAUUUAUACAGGAUUUAUUGUUGGUCAUUUAGAUGAAUUUCAUGCAGUGAACUCAGUCUUCAACAACGCCUCCAGUUCGAGUAAUGUCUCAGUGGUGUUAAAGAAAUUUAACACUUCAGACGCUCUGAACCUAUUUAAUCAAGGUAGGAGAAAGUUUUAUUUGUUAAUCUUACCGAUUAUUCUAAAGAUAUUUUUUCCAUUCAAAGAUAUACGAUGUUUGCAAACCCAUUUAUUUCAGCCACGACGAUUUUCGAAAGCAACGUCAUUACACUUAUUGAGGGAAGUAAAGCAACGACGUCCGCAUGCGCACUGUCGACGGUAACCGGUAUUCCUCUUAUUCGUCUCCGACAUGAUAGUGGACCGUUGGACCACUGUGAAAAAGCAGUACAGAUGUCAGCGGGAUACAAUGACUAUGCGCGUGCAACACGUGACAUAGUGAAUACCUUUGGAUGGAAAAACAUUGUUCUUGUUUAUGAAGGUAAACGAGGCUUCAUUCACCGUUGUUUUAAGCACAAACAGUCUAAAUUAUAGUGAACUCGUGAGCAAAAACUCUCAUCACAAUCAACCGUAUAUUCCUGGUGCUAUUAAAUAUCAAAUUCUUUAUUUACGACCUGUAUAAAUAGUGUUUUCACCAAAUAUUCUAGUUUAUGGCCCUGUCUGUCAUUUUUGUGUGUAUUGUUGUUUAGAGCGUCAUGUGCACGAGGCUGGCUUUUUCGUCGCCAUCACCCAAAAAUUACAGCUGACUGUGAAUUUAGUUCAACUCUAUGAGCAGGGACAGGAUGAAGGACUAACAGCAGCGAUACAAUCAGCAGUAGAGCAAGUAAAGGACUUUGAUGCUGAAAUUGUUGUACUCUACAUGGAAAAUAAAAACAUUCAGCUAAUGCUACAACAGGUUAUAAAAUUCUCAAAUUUUACUCUCUUAAGAAUGUCUUACUUUCCCUAUGCAUUUUGACUCACCAAAGUGAUUUAACAGAGGAUAAUUUUCAAAGCGAGAGCUUUAUAAUUUUGAAAACAUCUUUUAUUUUAUCAUAGAAGCCUUGCAACCACAGAAAGACAUAUAUUUGGAUUAUCCAAGGACAGGUUUGAUAACCGAAAUUUUAAGACUUCAAUACAAAAUUUUACAGUCAAUGAAUACUGAAAUCAAACAAUGAAUAGACAGAUAGCGGAGGACAACGUAAGCAAGAAGGGUAAACUGAUCCCAACUCAGUGUAGCAAAUAGAAUUUUAAGCCCUGCAGUUCAAUAUACUACUUCAAAUCCAAACAGCAUUUGGCGGCAGAUUUUAAAUGAAAACCGUGUGGCCACGGUCAAAUCAACCUAAAUUUACGGGGUUUUAUUCAUUACUCUAUAGGUGCAAAUGCCUUUGAAUUUAACCUGCUACCAAUUUGCUGUGGUAGCUUUGAAGCUGUCGUACGAUGACCACACAGUUAAUGAUCUUCUAAAGCAUGUAGUUGGAAAUUAUUCGGCCAGCAGUUCCGUUGACAAGGCAGGUUUAAUAUGUAAAUGUAUAUUUCAUCUCUGCUUGCUGCUCCUAUGGACAGACAGGACCCCACAUAUAGUCUUAUCCCUCGCUAAGUGUAAUAUUCACGAUUAUAGACGCAGUUCUUUAAAACUUACUCAUUUAUUUGCUUUUAUUACUAGAUCCUAUAAGGAACGACUCAAGAAUACAAUAGAAUAGCAGCUUAUCCAUAUGUAAUAAAUGUAUACUACAGAAAAAAACAAAAGCAAACAAGAAAAUCAGCAUGUUUUCAACAAAAAGGAUCUUGAAUAUUAGAGGGAAUGACCAUUGUCUUGCAGAAACUCGUUAGGUUCGGAGUAUAGAGCGGGUCUCUCGUUACGGGUUGAACGACAUUCAGUUUUCGUAGGUCAUUCGUAUCUGUUCUCCUUCCCAAACGUAACGAAGAAACUAAUAUCGUUAACUUUCCUAUCACGACAGCAAUUGACGGCAGUUAGUUAUGAUGCAGUCCAGACCAUCAACAAAGCAGCAAAUAUAGAGCCUUGUUCAUCAAUCAACGGGUCUGAUAUUGGUCCUGAAGCAACCAAAGCCAUGUUAACAUGCUUGAGGAUGGUAAAGACUGUUUGGAUUGCUUCUAUUAGUCUUCUCAGUCACUUCUAUGGCACAAUUUAGAAUCUAUCUUAGUAGCAUGAGAAGUAUGUCAAUUUACUUUUCAGAAUCCAGGGAGAGCUUAAUUCAUCGAACUGAAGUUUAUCUAUUCUAUCAUAUCUCCAAAACAGGUCAGUCUCAAUGGAACUACAGGAUUUCUCCAAUUUAACGAGCAAGGGGAACGUAAAAGAGUUGAACUGGAAAUUUUAAAUCUUCGUAACAAUUCUUUUAAGAAAGUAGGUAUCUCAAGCUUCAAAUUAGAUCCAAUUUCUUUUUCUUUGUUUUGAGAUGUUUGAAAUGAUUCGAAUAUUUAGUUAAUUUAGUUGACGCUUUGGGUGAUUGAGACUUAUCUCAACUUUCCCUUUCUGAUUUUAUAAAACGUAAAAGAAACAGGCACAUUUAAAAAAAAAUUGCGAUCUCGACAUAAAAGGCGACCUGAACGUCCUUGAUGUUAGGGCCGAAUUUAUCAGCACAGCCGCUUGGGUGAACCAAUUUUCAAACAAAAUCGCUCAGGCAUCUCAAGGCAUUUGGAGACGAUUUCAACUCAUUCCAUCAAAGGCUCUUCGACCAAGUUCACUUUAUAUCGUCUUUGUUGCGUUGUUUUUUCCCCUUUUUUUAGAUAGGUACCUGGAAUUCAUCUAAGGGCGCCGUGUUUUCUGGAAAUAUCCUACGUAACAUGGAUAACCCACUGUCAGAAACAACCUUAGAGGGGAGAAAGCUCAGGGCUGUUGGUUUACUGGUAAUGAAACAGACUGAAUUUGAUUUAUAUUCAUUAUUUUCAUAUGAUUAACAAAUUAAGUCGUGUCAGUGGAAUGGGAGACCAAGAAACCAAGAAGACCUCACGCUUGAUUGAAAGUUAUUUGAUUUGGAGACGUUUUUCUAUCACAAUAUUAGUAAUAUGUUGGUGUCAAAUCAUGAUCUUUAGGGUAUCCUCGAAUGCAAAUUAGAUCAAUCUAUGCCAGAGGUCGAAAUUCUAUUGUAAAGGUUCUGGCGCUGUUUCUCUAACCCUAGGACGCUCCCUUUGUGAUGAGGGUGAAAAAUAAAAACGGCGGAUUUUCUUACGAAGGAUACUGCAUUGAUCUUCUGAAUGAGCUGGCAAGAAACCUUAAAUUUACGUAUGAGCUCUACCUCUCUCCUGACGGCAAGUAUGGUGCUGAAAAUGAAGAUGGAACUUGGAGUGGAACGAUGAAGGAGAUUGUAAACGAGGUAAGAUUUCAUAAAUGAUACUUUUCACUAAGUAAACAAUGAUAUAAGAAAGAAAUAAUAGUUAGGAUGCUGACCCUUAGCAUUGUGUAAAGUCACUCUCUUGUGACGAAGAUUUUACUGAUCAGUGAAAGUGUUGUUAAACUGGAUAGGUAGAAGGUCAUGGGUAUGCUACUGAACAGAGUGUAAGGUUUCUCUGAUAAUCCACGGAAAUAUGGCGGUGAAAUAACUGGCUUAUCGCUUAAAAGAAAGACUUUGUAUAAGGAAACUGAGGAAAUAUUGCAAUUCUAACUAGCUAUUCUUCUUUGUUCAAAGCGCGCCGAUAUAAUCGUUGCAGCGCUCACUGUAACAGAAAGUCGAGAGAAGGUAGUAGACUUCAGCGUACCUUACAUGUAUUACACCGAAGAUAUACUAUUGAAAAAAACAUCAUCCAAGGAAAAUUAUGACCUGCUGCAGUUCAUGAAUCCGUUUGAUAAUCAAGUUUGGUUCGCUACCUUAGCUACCCUCGUGGUCAUCUCUAUUGCUGUGUUUGUAAUAAAUUACUACAGUCCUUAUGGAUUCAAAGAUGAAAAUGGCCGAGGAACAUCAGAGGAGUUUAGUUUCUUCAACAGUGUAUGGUUCGCUUUGGCCUGUAUGUUGCAGCAAGGAGGAGAUAAUACACCAAAGAGCCUAUCAGGUGGGGAAGUAUACUUUACCGGCCAGAGUUUCUCGCUUGUUAGUGUUUAUUAUCUCCCUUGAGUCAUAAUAAUUUCAUGCUGUAAUAAUUUGUGAUGAUGCUGCUUAUUUCUUAAGGUCGUAUCCUCGCUGGUUGCUAUUGGUUUUGCAUAUUAAUCUGGGUCUCAACAUACACUGCCAAUUUGGCCGCUUUCUUCACUGUAAAGAACGCCGAACAUCCGAUUAAUAACCUAGAGGACAUCGUGAAAUCAUCGUAUUCGGUGGGAAUACUCGACUCAUCCAGCACUUCAGAGUUCUUCGAGACGAGCGGCUACGAAACACACAAAAAAAUCUGGCACAAAAUAAAAUCGGAGGGUACCCUUGCUGAAAAUACAGCGCAAGGUGUUGAGUGGGUGAGAGAGAAAGAUGAGUUCGCGUUUAUCACUGACGGACCGUUUCUUCAACAUAUCGCCAACAAAAAACCCUGUGACCUGCAAGUUGGUAAAUACUUAAGCUUAAUUAAUGGAAGCUACCUGGUAAUGAGAUUUAUAACUUGACGCAAAUCGUCUCCCUAAAAACUCGCCGCUUAAAGUGGAGUGGUGCUAUUCUUUCCAAAUUUAUGUUAAAUUUAUAACAAAAGAAAAGAUUAGAUAAGCUUAUUCCAAAAAUCCUGUUAUUCGUACCCAAGACUUGUCAUUUUGGUAUCAGCUUAGCUGAAAUAUUUAUCAAAAAGACCGAUAUUUGAUCUGAUCAUUUGAUUAAUAAAUAAUCACAAUGAGUAACAGCUUAGGUUUAUUUUUGUUUCAGUUCCAGGUCUAAGCACGUCGAAAGGACUUGCACUCGCCUUCCAAGCUAAUGAUCCACACGUGAAUGACUUUACUCUGGCCAUUUUGCGUCUGCAUGAGAACGAUUUUCUCACCAGCUUGCAAAGGAAGUGGUGGGAUAGUACGAAUAAAUGUCCAGUCGAAGAAGAAACGUGUAUGUAA
Messenger RNA from Pocillopora meandrina, 4974 nucleotides. NCBI's taxonomy places the organism in Eukaryota, Metazoa, Cnidaria, Anthozoa, Scleractinia, Pocilloporidae. The record is from the annotation of a GenBank genome assembly.